AUGGAGGCAGUAUCUAAUAUAGCAAAUAUGCCACUCGUUAUUGAGACAACAUUUAAGACACUGGAUUUAAGUGCUAUUAAUUUAAUCAAAGAGGAGUUCACAAUAGACUAUUACAUUGAAUUUCAAUGGCGAGUGAAUGCAAACUAUUGUGUAAAAGCUGUGGAAAAGUUGGCGUCAAAUAAGACAGAUUUAACAAAACCAAUACUAAUUACCGGAAAAAGUAUAUCAAAGCAAAUAUGGAUUCCCGAUCUCAUCAUCGAAAGGGUCAGAGCUAUGGCCCAAACCCUUGAACCAGUGCUCACUAUCAAUAUAAUAAAUAGCAACUUUUGUCACUUAACAGUUAAUAAAAGGGAGUCGGCAACAGUGGGCUGUCCUCUGGAUCUACACGCGUAUCCAUUUGACACUCAAAUCUGUAGCAUUAAAAUGAGAAGUGCCAAUUAUCCGUCCAAUGAAGUUAAGUAUGAAUGGCUGUCCACUGAUCCCAAUGACAAGACUUCAGUCAACACAACACUAUCGCUCCCUAAACCUAUCAACUACUCCUACCUAAUGGUGACAUAUUAUUUUGUGCGACAAAUCACCACAUUUAGCAUUCAGUUCUUCUAUCCGACAACUUUGAUUGUAUUUAUAGCCUACUGUUCUGCUUGGAUCACAGUAGAAAGUGGCCCUGGUCGAUUUCUGCUAUGUAUUCUACCAUUUCUCACACUUGUGGCUACAUUUAAUGGCAUUAAAGGCACUCUUCCAUCCAUUUCUUAUGUCAUCGCGAUCGACAUCUGGUACAUGAUUUGCAUGAUGUUUGUGUUCACAGCGAUCGGUGAACUAACACUAGUUAACUAUUUGCACAAAAAGCGCUCAUUAAUUGUGGCCAAACGGAAACGAGACAAAGAGGAUCAGCCAAUCGCUGUCCAACACAUACCCAACGGUUUCGGUCACCGCAUAAUAACGACCGCCGAUAUGAUGGCCGGUCUGGAGGGCGACCAACAAAGGAGGCGCUCUUCAUACGCGCCCAAAGCCUUUUGGAAUCAAUUUAGUAAUAACUUUCACAUCAAUGUUAAUAAUGAUAAUAAUAAUGGCAUUCAUGUUAUGGCAGACAACGAACCUAUUGAUCGGGCCCUUCAAGUGGACCGAGUCUUUCGUGUUAUUUAUCCCAUUUGUUUUGCCAUUUUUGUGAUCGCCUUUUGGGUCACAUACAUGUCC
This is a messenger RNA of Medioppia subpectinata, 1194 nucleotides long. The record is from the annotation of a GenBank genome assembly. Lineage: Eukaryota; Metazoa; Arthropoda; Arachnida; Sarcoptiformes; Oppiidae.